Molecule: messenger RNA, 1164 nt
Organism: Symbiodinium sp. CCMP2456
Lineage: Eukaryota; Dinophyceae; Suessiales; Symbiodiniaceae
Source: the annotation of a GenBank genome assembly
AUGGCGUCUGCAGCUCGCCCCCUGCUUCGUGGCGUUGUCUUCGACUUGGACGGCACGCUGACCGUGCCCAACCUCGACUUCCGGGAGAUGCACGAGAGAUGUGGCGUGCCAAUGAAGGAGGACCUGCUUGCUGCCGUCCGGCAGAUGAGCCCGGAGCGCCAGCAAAGUGCCUGGAAGGUCAUCGAGGAGAUGGAGGGCGAAGGGAGGCGCACGCUGGAGCUCGCCGAGGGAGCGCUGGAACUUGGCCGCUGGCUCCAAAGGCACGGCCUUCCAACGGCCAUGGUCACUCGCAACUCUGCGUCGACCGUGCGAUGGCUGCAUGACAAACUCUGGGGUCCGGCUGGCAUCCCUGCUUUCCAUCCGGCGCUGAGCCGCGAUGACGUGGAGCACGACAAGCCGCAUCCAGCGGCCCUCGAGGCAAUUGCGAGGGAGUGGAACCAUCCACUAGGCCCGGGGCUGCUGAUGGUCGGGGACUCCCCUUCGAAUGACAUUGGUUUUGGCAAAGCGGCGGGCGUGUCCACUGCUCUCGUGGACCCGAGGAGGAGGUUUCGUGAGGGCGACUCCAGCUACGGUGCGGACGUCGUCAUCGACAGUCUGCUUGAACUUCCACAGCUUCUUUGGAAAACCUUCGACAUUCCAGGCCCGCUGGGCUCCACCUCAGCGCAGACUCUCGCCAAAAAGUCGGAGCCUUUGCCAGAGACGGCCGCGUGUCGUGCAGCCGUUGAUGGAGACAUUGCAGCAUUGAAAGCGAUGGCGAAGGAGGACCUGCUGGCAGCGGACUCUAGCGGAAACACCCCGCUUGUUUGGGCAGCCGAUGCUGGGAAGGCAGAUGUGGUUGAGUCGCUGCUGGCAGCUGGCGUGGAAGUAAACGUGAAAGGCUACUUGGGCAACACUGCCGUGUCCCGGGCCUGCCGCCGUGGUCACGACUCGGUCUUGCGAGUUCUGUUGAGCUCCGGAACGGGCGUGGAUCUGGAUGAGCCGAACGAGAAAAUGCAAUCACCUCUUCAUUUCGCGGCAUUCAAGCAGAAGACUGAGGCUGUGAAGCUCAUGCUUGCCGCUGGGGCCAGCACCACCUCACUGGACCGGAAGGGCCGGACCCCCGCCGAGGACACGAGCGACCCCAACAUCCGUGAGCUGAUUCUCCAAGCGCGGGCGUCGCUUUGA